Eucalyptus grandis is the source of this 3755-nucleotide messenger RNA. RefSeq names its product nuclear intron maturase 3, mitochondrial. Gene Ontology annotation, biological process: mRNA processing. Lineage: Eukaryota; Viridiplantae; Streptophyta; Magnoliopsida; Myrtales; Myrtaceae. The transcript is spliced from 3 exons. The record is from RefSeq and is a predicted model, not a curated record. The coding region runs from base 72 to 2402 and encodes 776 amino acids.
CUCUCCCACCAUCUCCUGGAAGUGAGAGGUUUUCUUCCGUCUCUUCCUCUAUCGCGCAUUUCGCAAUUCUAAUGCAUUCGAGCUUUCGAAGGAUCGCCUCCUCCGACGUCCGCCUCUCCCUGACCCCCCGCCGCCGCGCCACCCGCAGGCCCAUCUCCACCUCAUCGCCGCCCCCGGACCCCGUGGAGCCCUUAACGCGGCCGCAGCUCAAACCCCUCGUCCUCGGCCGCUACGCCAAGAAUGGCAAGUUCUCCGGCCUCGCCCGCCACGUCCUGUCUUCCCCCUCCGUCCUCCUCGCCGCCUGCCGGAACCUCGCCGCCCCAAGCCCUCCCGACGCGGCUCCUCCGCCUCCGCCUCCGCCUUCCUCUGCUCUGCUCGAGUCCGUGUCGAGGCGCUUCUCGCUCUCCGAAAUGGGCCGCGAGAUCGCCGAGGGCCGGUUCGACGUCGCGGCGUGCUGCGUCGCGAUGGCGCCCUCGAGAAAGAAAGGUGAGCCCCUGCUCCUGCCCGGCUUGAAACUGAAGGUCUUGAUCGAGGCCCUCAGGAUGGUUCUGGAGGUCGUAUAUGACGAGAGGUUCGCGACUUUCGCUUACGGCGGGCGUGUCGGCGUGGGGCGCCACACGGCUGUGCGAUACUUGAAAGCCUCUGUGCAGAAUCCCAGCUGGUGGUUCACUGUGACAUUCGACAGGCAGAAGUUUGACUGUGCACGUGUGAGCAAACUGUGUAAGGUCAUUGAAGAGAAAAUCGACGAUUCUCUUUUCGUUGAUUUGAUAAGGAGGCUGUUUGAGUGCCAAGUCGUGAGCAUUGAAUUGGGCGGGUGCUAUUUGGGGAGAGGGUUUCCUCAAGAGAGUGGCCUGUGUGCAAUUUUGAUUAACAUAUACUUCAAUGGACUCGACAAGGAAAUUCAGGAUUUAAGGCUUCAAAUGAAUAAAGAGAAUCUUAAGUUUGAGUCUAAUGAAAAUGUUUCGGAUUCAACAUCGAAUGUGUUUUACAAGCCCGUGAAGGUGUACGCAGUUAGGUACCUGGAUGAGAUGCUCUUUAUAACCUCAGGGUCAAAAAUUUUGACUCUGGAUUUGAAGAACAACAUUGUGAAAUAUAUAGAAGAGAAGCUGGAAUUGAAGGUAGAUAGAGUGAGAACUGCAAUUCACAGCCCUACGAUGGAAAAGAUUGAGUUCUUAGGGAUGGAACUUCAGGCAGUCCUGCCUUCUGUUUUGCAUCCCCCAAUGUCAGAAAAAGCCAUGAGGGCUAGGAAGAAGUACCUAAGGCAGAAGGAAGUGAAAGCUUUAGAAAUGAGAAAUGCUAGGGAAAGGAAUAGGAAGAAACUGGGAUUGAAGAUUUUGAGUCAUGUUUUCAAGAAGUUGAAGUGCACAAAUGGGUUCAAAUUUGACAUUCAAAUUGAGAAUGAGGUCAACGAGAUUUUCAGAACAUGGGCAGAUGAAGUGGUGCAGGACUUCUUAGGAUCUCUGGAGGAGCGGUAUAAUUGGCAUCGGGUGCUCUCAGCUGGAAAUUUCCUUUCUUUACAACGCAUAAGAGACCAAUUGCCACAGGAACUUGUCUUUGCUUAUGACAAGUUCCAAAAGGAAGUAGAUAAGCACUUGUCUCCGGUCAAAGCUAUGAAGGCAUUAAAGGAAGAAGAAAGGAGAGAAGAAGAAGAAAAGGAACAGAAGUAUGCAGAGAUGACAGUUCAUGAUUUGACGAGAUUGUGUAUUAGAGUUGAUGCACCCAUUGGACUUGUUCGGAAGGCAGUUAAAAUGGCUGGAUUUACAAACAACAUGGGUCGUCCUAGACCAAUAAAGCUACUCAUUGCUCUAGACGAUGCUGAUAUCAUCAAAUGGUAUGCAGGUGUAGGGAAAAGAUGGCUUGACUAUUUCUGUUGCUGCCACAACUUCAAGAUGGUAAAAACAGUUGUAACUUAUCACCUGAGGUUCUCUUGCAUUUUAACUUUAGCAGAGAAGCAUGAAUCGACCAAACUUGAAGCAAUUAGGCAUUACUCCAAGGAUUUAAAAGUCUUGGAUGCAUGUGAAAAUGAAAUGUUCUACUUUCCCACAGAAAAAGAGGUUAAGAUGAUGGGAGAUAGAAACCUUUCAGAUCCAAAGCCUGUUGAUGGGGUUCUAACUUUGGCGCUGAUUAGAUUGGCUUUCGAUUGUAAGCCACUUCAUUCCUGUAUUGCACAUUUCUGUGACCGAACCGAUGUAGUUUUUUAUCGGAUACGAUUACUCCAAAACAGAUUAAAUGUAAACCCACUGAACGAGGAGAAGUGGAUCUCAGGGUUGGGUGUUAUCCAUGAGAGUUUGAAUCGCAAGUGCCUUCCUGUCUGUCCUGUCCAUAUAGAUGACUUGUACAUGGGAAAAAUCACACUUCAAAACAUUGAUGUUGGUUCAUUUGUGGAUGUGGAUGAUCUAUGAUUCUUUUGGUUGGAUUCCCAGUUCCUGAGUGGUAACAUGGUGGAUUGAGACCUUCUGAAUUGGGGCAAACACUGUGCACAGGUAAGUGCCCCACUUAAGCAUCAGCUCUCACUUGGGUUUGCUUAGAUGUCUAUUUUUUCUCUAACUAAUCUGCUUAUUCUUUCCAAAUGGGGUUGCCUGAAUUGUGCUCAAUAUGCAUCAACCACAGUAUAGUCUAGAUGUUAUGUUCCAGCCGCCACAUCAUGUGCUUGUUUUAUAGCUGGAUCCUUACUUUUUGUUGGCCAUUGACUUGGUUGUUGUUCCCAUAUAAACGUGCCAGAUUGAAUAGAACACCAAAAGCAGUGUUUACUUUUAAUUCUAUGCUUAUGUUGAUUAUUCUACUCAAUGCGGGCCCAGUUUCCUAGCUGUUGGAAAAUCUGAACUAAAACUACACAUAACAUGUUUAAUCCGAUGGAGAUGAGUGAUUGGGUGGACUGAUAGUCCAGCCAUAGAACUCAGUUUUGACCUCAAGCAUCUUACCCUUAAGGGUGAUUAUUUUGCUGCCUUCAAUAACACUGUACUGAGUAGAAUUUCUGAGGUGCACAGCAUCUGGCUAACUCUUUGUUUUCCUAAACAAGUUUAUUGGUUUUAGCUGUAUUGUCUGCAAGCACUACAACAUUUACAAAUGAUUUGUGUGCCUUCUUGCCUUUCUGUGAAAGUUUUUUUGUGUGCUCAUGCGCACAUACCUGCCAGCCUAGAUGUAAAUCCCUAUCCCUACUCCCUACUCCCUAGUCUCACCCCAUCCAAUGCCAGUAGGCCAAAUGCUGAGGAUAUCUUGCUUCUCUAAUUGCAAUACAAAGAUGCCUUUUCCUAAUGAUGGGAUUUGCACCUCUUACCUUAGAAUGUCAGAUUUCUUAUGACAAGUUGAAAAUAAGCAGUAGGAUUUGUCCUACCUCAAACUGACCUGACAUCUUAGAUAUACUGAACUAGAGGAGAACCUUAAUCAUCAACCCAACUGAGUGAGUGGUACACUCACAUGGGGAUGAUUAUGGGCACAGGGAAAGAAUUCAUCAUAAUUCAUGCUCAAAUAGUGUCGAUAUUCAUGAAACUUGACAUUAAAGAUCAUCAUUGCCACACUGCAAAGAAGAGGGAAGCAUUAGCUAGACUGCAACCAGAAAUGGGUGAGGGGUGUUGCUUAGAACAUCAUCAAAACUGAAUCCUGAUGAUUUGCUGUUCAAGGUGAAGCCUAACUGUUUCCUAAGGUGGUAAUCUCUCCAAAGCUAAUUCUGUUAUUGAACAUUGCCUGUGGCAGAUGAUACAUUGCUUUGAUUCUGCGGCUAGCAGGAACUUUGACUCUCUGAUUUCUUGGUUGUA